Neurospora hispaniola is the source of this 2027-nucleotide messenger RNA. Its product is annotated as lung seven transmembrane receptor-domain-containing protein. The record is from RefSeq and is a predicted model, not a curated record. Bases 159 to 1823 code for a protein of 554 amino acids. Gene Ontology annotation, biological process: retrograde transport, endosome to Golgi. Lineage: Eukaryota; Fungi; Ascomycota; Sordariomycetes; Sordariales; Sordariaceae. Gene Ontology annotation, cellular component: membrane; Golgi apparatus. The transcript has 3 exons.
CCCCGUCCUCUCCUUGACCCAUUUCUUCUUCCGGAGACACCAGGAAGAGCAGCAACCUUGGGGGCACUGCUAAACGAACCAACGAUUUGUACAAACCGCCACAGUACCCCCUACCCUAUACGACGGCUGAGAACCGGCAAUUCUCUUGAGCAGCUACGAUGAGGAGCUGGGCGUAUGCCUUCUUCCUCCUGGUGCUGUCCGUAUGGACGGUACAGGCCCUGGAGGUGAAACUAGACGAAUCCGAAGAGAACCGGCAACGAUGUGCAGGCAUGUACAGCAAACAGACAUGGGAUGGCCCGGUCAAUCCCUUCAUCAGUGUCAAGUUCACAGACUUCGGCUCCGACGCUGGCGACGACCCCAUUGUCAGUCUCCUUAUCUUUGAGUGGCAGGACUCGGAUCUCGUCGGUGUGCUGCCCGAGGGCGCCGACCGUAGGAUUGGCAUCUGCGAGCCCCAGUAUGUUGAUGCCGGCUACUGCAACACCACCAACGUGGGCGAGUACAUCCUUGCACCCAACGCCACUGCGCUGUCCAAGAACAUAGUUUUCACCGACGCCAUUCAUCUCAAGAAGUCAGCUCCAGUCAAGUACCAGAUUAAGAACACCGGUUACUAUUGCGUGCUCACGGACAAGUACACGGCCGAUAGGUAUGAGGCCCUUGUCGAGUUCCGGAACGCCUAUGGAGAGCUCCCCGCUACGCAGAUUCCCAAGUUGCCUUUCUAUGGCGGCAUUACCAUCUUGUACGCCUUGGUGUUGGCGUUCUGGGGCUUCCUCUACUUCCAGCACCGGUCGGAUAUCUUGGCUGUGCAGAACUACAUUACAGCUAUCCUCAUCUUCCUCGUCAUUGAAAUGCUGAUGACAUGGGGCUUUUAUGACUUCCUCAACCGCCACGGCUCGAACGUCGGCUCCCGUGUGCUCCUCAUCGUGGUGGCCGUCCUCAACGCUGCGCGCAACUCCUUCUCAUUCUUCCUCCUCCUGAUUGUCUGCAUGGGCUACGGCGUCGUCAAGCACACCCUCGGCCGCACCAUGAUCUACGUCCGCUGGCUCGCUAUUGCGCACUUCGUCUUCGGUAUCGUUUACGCCAUUACCGGUCUUCUUGUCAACCCAGACAGCGCUGGCCCCUUUGUUCUACUCAUCAUCCUUCCUCUGGCCGGUACCCUGACGGCCUUCUAUGUGUGGACGCUUAACUCGCUUAGCUGGACACUCAAGGACCUCAAGGAGCGCAAGCAGCACGUUAAGGAGGGCAUGUACAGGAAGCUGUGGUGGUGCAUUCUCAUCUCCAUCCUGGUCAUCUUUGGAUUCUUCUUCUGGAACAGCUUCUCGUUUGCUCAGGCCAGCGACCCUGGAUACGUCCCCUUCCACUGGAAGAGCAGAUGGUUCAUUCUCGAUGGCUGGCCGAACCUUGUUUAUUUUGCCGAUGUCGCUUUCAUUGCGUAUGUGUGGCGGCCGACAGCGAACAACAAGCGGUUUGCCAUGAGUGACGAGAUUGCUCAGGACGAUGACGGCAUCAUCGAAUUUUCGAACUUGGAUAUUGGUGCGCCGGAUGACAGUGAUGACGAGGAGGCCCAGGUUGGCAUGAAGGGAAAGAAGAACCAGAGUGCAAACGGGGGCUCGGGUUCGGGUGCUGGCACUAGUCAGCAGCAGUCACGAAAUCUUGCUGGCCCAAGCAGCUCAUCCCAGCAGCAACAGCAACAACCGAGGAGUCCUAACCCUCAACGUGACUCCAUGGACGGAGAGACCAUCUUUGCGGUCGGCGAGGAUGGCGAUAAAUUCUCGUCUGACGAGGAUAGUGACGAGGAGGGUAAUCUAGUGAGAGCCAAGAAGUAGAGGGGCUAUCUAAUCACAUCAAGUCCAAGUUGGGGAAUUAGAAUAACUAUUACGAGUCUAAUUGUAUUGACGAGAAGCAGUCCAAGUGCACUAUCGGUUUGUGACUGAGGCAACAUGGCCGUGCAUCAUAUGUUUUGUCGAUCUGUUUUCACACUUGUUCUUGAUGGCGUUUCCUAAGUGGCUGUAUUAUUAUUUUUUCCACUU